Drosophila elegans is the source of this 7261-nucleotide messenger RNA. RefSeq lists its product as uncharacterized. Lineage: Eukaryota; Metazoa; Arthropoda; Insecta; Diptera; Drosophilidae. The transcript has 11 exons. Bases 987 to 7157 code for a protein of 2056 amino acids. Gene Ontology annotation, biological process: regulation of transcription by RNA polymerase II. Gene Ontology annotation, cellular component: piccolo histone acetyltransferase complex. The record is from RefSeq and is a predicted model, not a curated record.
CUCAUUCGUAAUGGCCGCCCAUAAGUAAAAACGUGUCCCGCUGCUGAAGAACAAUUUCGUACGUUUGCGCUAGCUAAACUCCUUAAAAUAUAGCUGUAAACUGAGCGGCAGUGAUUUUUAUCAGCCAAAACGAUAACACAAAAAACCAAGGCGAAGUAAUAACAAAUAAUAACAAAAGGAAGAAGAACCAAAUUUCAACUUUUGCCUAAAACGAUGAUGAACUGAAAUGUGCAAAUUUGAUGAACGUAAUUAUGCCAAUUCACACAGAACCUUCGAUUUCAACGUGAAAAAUGUCGUCGACACAUUUGCUGCAUUCGCUGUCACUGUUGUUGCUACCACUGCGUUGUCUACGUAAUUGCCACCAGAUCGUUUCCUUGGCCAUUAUCCUGCUGUCGGCGCUGUCAGCUAGAGUUCCCAAGGACCAAGGACGACGACAGCCGAGGGAGGAGGCGGAGGAGCGGCAGGAGGAGGAGGAUCGGGCGGAGGAGGAGGACACGCCCUAUAUAGUCGCCAAUCCACACCCAAUCCCCACCAGCAGUGGCACUACGUCUUCGGCCAGGGGAACGGGCACAGGGGCUGCGUUAACCAGCUGGCAAAGCAGCCACAGCCACCGCAGCCCCGGUGCUCAGGAUCGGGAUCGGUAUCAGGAGGAGGAUCAGGAGGAGCACCUGUUGUACCCCCAGAAUCCGCAGUCCCAUCUCCAGUCCCAUCUUCGGCUAACGAAAACAGCCAGGGGAACGAGUAGAGGAGUGAAUACAACUACAACGCAAACCACGCAACGGAGUAGAUCCUCCAGAAUCCAGAGUAGCAGUAGCAGCCCGAAUCCCACUGCCCUCUGCUGUUGGACAGCCGGAGCAGCGGUAGCAUCCAUAGCCACCUAAGAAAACACUCACAACAGCCACAGCAACAGCAAAUAGAAACGUUCCACACACCACCCACAAACACCCAAUUACCCACAACACCAACACAAAUCAAAAGCCAGCAAGAUGUCCAAGCUGUCGUUCAGAGCCCGCCAUUUGGAUCCGUCCAAGCAGAUGCCCAUCUACUUGGCCGAGGAGCUGCCCGACCUGCCCGAGUACUCAGCCAUCAACCGGGCGGUGCCGCAGAUGCCCAGUGGCAUGGAGAAGGAGGAGGAGUCGGAACACCAUCUGCAGCGGGCUAUAUGCGCGGGCCUAAUCAUCCCCACGCCCGAGGUUCUGCAGACGGACCAGCCCUUCUACGAUGCCUACUAUCCGCCGGACUAUAAAAUGCCCCGCCAAAUGAUCCACAUGCAACCUCUUGGGCUGGACACCGAGGUUCCUGACUACGACAUGGACAGUGCCGACGAGGACUGGCUCAGACAGCAGCAGCGCUUGGAGCUCACCGAACUGAAGUUCGAGCAGAUGAUGGACCGGCUGGAAAAGAGCUCCGGCCAAACGGUGGUCACGCUGAACGAGGCCAAGUCACUGCUCAACCAGGACGACGAGACCAGCAUAUCCGUCUACGACUACUGGCUGAACAAGCGCCUCAAGAUGCAACACCCACUAAUCCUCACAGUGAAAACGGAGAGUCGACCCGGCGCUAGCUCCAACAACCCGUACUUGGCCUUUCGGCGGCGCACUGAGAAAAUGCAAACCCGUAAGAAUCGUAAGAACGAUGAGGCCUCCUACGAGAAGAUGCUCAAGCUGCGACGUGACCUGCAGCGCGCCACCACUAUACUGGAGAUGGUGCGGCGACGCGAGGAGACGAAACGCGAUCAUCUCAAGAUGACGGUGAACAUCUUUGAGAAGCGCGUCGAGAUGCGCGACUUCAACGGUGCUGUCUACUCGGAGCUGAAUUCUCAGUACAAGAACACAAGACCCGCGUAUAAUCCAUUGUAUACGAAUCAAUACUCACAAGGGGCGGCGGCGGUGGGAACGGCUGGUGCUAUUCUGGCCGCCCUGCCCACGGGUCUGCUGCCGAGCGGUGUUGGAGCGGCGGGCAAUGCAAAUGUCUUCGGCUCAGCGUCGCAGUACCUGAACACGUCGAAUCUGACAAUGGGUAAGGAUGCCAUCAACAGUGGCAGUGGCAACGGGAGCAGCAGUCGCAAGGAGAAGCGUACGUACAAGAAGCGCAAGCACAAACUGCCCCGCGACAAGCAGCCACACCAGCAACAGCCACAGCAGCAGCACCAUCAGCACCAACAGCAGCAGCAACAACAGUAUUUGCCGGGACUGCCGGCGUCUGGAGGCGCUGGAGUCUCGCCCGCACACCACCUGCCCCACCACCUGCACCACCUCAGCAGGCAGCAGAGCGCCUCGCCGGCGGCCAACGACUCGAUCGCGGACAGCGAGGAGGAGGACUACUUUGGCGCCGGGGCCCAGAAUGGCAACAAACUGGGCUCGGAGAGCGAGGAGGAGACGCCGUUUGCAUUUAGGCGCAGGUCGAGCUGUAUUUACCUGCCGACUCGUCACCGAGAUGGUCGCUGGCCUUGGGAGUCUGCCGACGAGGAGAUGGCGCCCAGUGGAGCCUGCUCGGAUGCCAAAUAUCGUUACACACUGACCUCCAUCAAUUAUCCCAGGCCACGUUGCAUCGGCUUCGCGCGUCGUCGUUUGGGUCGUGGCGGUCGUAUCCUCCUUGACCGGGCCACAACAAACUACGACGACUUCUGGUCGCAACUGGACUACACGGUGAUGGAGAGCGUGGUGGCCGACAGGUGUGGCGACAAACUCAAGCCGGAGCAUCCCGAGCAGUUGUGCAAACCCAGUUCGCCGCCCACGGUGGUGGAUUUGAUUCCCGCCGGAAAGCCCGUCGAAGGUGAGCAGUCUGUCCCGGAUCUGAUAAAGGUGGAACCCCCCAGCGACAUGGAAAAGCCAGCAGCAGCGGCGGGUAUAGAGUCCGGCCAGGAGAGCAAAGAACUGGAGCUAGAAGAGGGAUAUGAAAUGGAAGUGGAGGAUGAAUACCUGGCCAGCGACGAUGAGAAUUUGUCAAGGCUUGGAAUCUACAGCUCGGCGGUAACGUUACCCCAAAAUUGGAUAGAACUUCGCCAGAAACGUCGCCGCCUGCGUCGCAAGAAGCAGCAACUGCGAGAGCUAAAUGCAGCCAAGCGACUGAAAAGAUCUGUGGAUGCGAUGGCGACAGCUGGAGAGGUUCAGAUUCAGGAGGAGGAGGACACCAAACCAGCACUGGGUCCUUUGCCCAGGUCUUAUAUCCAGCGUUUGGCACUGGUUCUUGGCCAGAAACUCAAAAAGGAGGAAGAGGAUAAGGAAGAUUGCGAGAAUCUGGCAACAGAGCUGCUGGAGAAGAAGGAUCAGGAGCAAUUGCAACCCCCGCGAGCCAAUCAUCAUCAGCAGCAGCAGCAGCACCACCGUUCCAACAACAACAACAACACCGUGUUGAACAACAACAAUAGUAGUAGUAGUAGUAACGUUAUGAAUAAGGAUGUUAGCAUUAGCGAAAAAAUCAAUGUGAUAAAGCAGGAGGCGGAGGAGUGUGUCGUCGGCGGAGGCGAGGAUCAGCCGGUGGCCUCCACCUCGGCGGCAGCGGCCGCCGCACGAGCCGCUGAAGCAGCCGCUGCAGCGGAGGCAGCCGCAUCGACGGGCACGCUGGCGCCAGCGCAUCCGGGACCCUCGCUGGAGGAGGUGGCCAAGACGAUAAAGCGCGAGAUGAUCGAUGCCGACGACUCCAACGAACCGCUGAGCAGCAUUCGCACAGCAGCCGUCCUGCAGUCCACGCAAUCCGAUGUUCCCGAACUCAUGGACGAUGAGGCGGAGGACGAUGUCAAUCUCGCCCAGCUCAGCAGCAUCAUCCGGCAUACGGCGGUCAAGAAGGAGCUGGAGGCCCAGCAGCAUCAGCAACAGGUGCAGCACGAACAGAUGCAGGCCGCCAGGCGGAUGGAGGAGGUUGAGGCCGCGCCCUGUUUGAACCAGCUGCCGGAUGUGAUUCGCCUGCGAAAUCUGCGCAACAGCCAAGUGCACGCGAGGCCCAAGGAUCUGUUCAUACAAGCUCCCGACGAGGAUGAAUUCAAUGCGGACUACUUGGGCGGUCUGUCGCCAACCUCCAGUCAGCGGUUGGACAUCUGCAACGAGCUGCUCUCGGAGAUUCGACGCGAUUGGCUGCACUUCCGGCCCAAAACGCCCACGGAUGAGCUGUCCGAUAGCCAGGACUGCGAGGUGGCUAAGUCCUGCGAUGGUCACGCGGUGGACUGGACCCAGGACACGCCCAUAAGCGUGGAGCUGAACCGUUUGGGCAAGCGAGAAGCGGACGAAAACGACUCGAACUCGUACUUCCUGAGCAGCGGCUUUAAGUACACGGAUCUCGAGUCGGAUGCCCAGCUGUUGCAGACGGUUCAAGCUCAGGAUUAUGCCCGCGGCAGCAGCAAGAGCCCCAACUGCUCGGGAUCCGGUUCGGGAUCUGCUCUGGAAUUCAACCUGAGCGGCGGCGACUCGCUAAACGACAUCAACAAUCUGCUGGGCGAUGACGACGAGGACGACAACCACGAGCAUAUGCUGGACAACAUACUGCAGGAGUGCGCCAUGGAUGAUCCAAAGGCCUUGAACCAGGCCACCAGUUUCUGGAACGGCAUCCUGGAUGGCGAGGCAGCCGUGGACGAAGUCGAGAUUGCCGAUCAGCUGUUGGACUGCAUUGAUGAGAAGAAACCCAAGGUGGGUGCUGCCGAUUUAUCAAAGCGCGCUGGUCGCAAUCGCAAGACGAGAUUAGCGCAAAGUCCGCUGGGUAGUUCAACGUUUACCGUCUGUCCCACGGCGGAUUCUCUCAAGCAGCGCGAGCUCUUCUUCAGCCAAGCACCGCCAGUGGUGGUCACGCCCAAAGAGGAACCUCCCGCGCAAGUGGAACAGCCGGAAGUGGUGGUGGCCAAGGAGGCAACGCUUUUGCCCGUGAAGCUGGAGCCCGUGGAGAAACCCCAGGCGGAGAUCGUUCCUGUUGCCGCACAGGCACAACAGCUGCAGCCACAACAAGCCAUUGCUCUGCCCACGACGCAGCUGAUCAACAUACCCGCCCAGAUAACCACGCAGAAGCAACAGCAGCAGCCGCAGCCCCAGGUGACGCAGUUGCUCAAUCAGUUUGCCAACGCCGGACCGCAGAUAAUCGCACGCACGGAAUACGGCGGUGGAGCGGCCGUGGGCGAUAUAGUGACCAUCACGCCGCACACGGGUAGCAGUCCACUGCCCGCUCUCACCGCGCAGCAGCAGCUGCAGCACCAGUUGGCGCAGGCUCAGCUCCGCAACGUGACCGUCCAGCAGCGACAGGCGACGCCUCAACAGACUCCCAACCAGAAUCAGAAUCCCCAGCAGCAACAGCAACAGCAGCAGCAGCAGCAGCAGUUGCUCUUCCAGAUGCAGCGGGAUCCCUCGCGCUCUUUGACGUCCCUGCAAGCUGCCGGCGCUGGCGCCACGGGCAACCACUUGAUCUACACCACCAGCUGCGGCGAGAUUGUCACAGCAGCAGCUGCGGCGGCGGCCACCUCCCAAAAGGUCACCUAUGCCAUCCAGAAGGCGGGAGUGGCCGGUGGAGGAGCCACGACCGCAUCGAUUGGACCCAACACGGUCAUCACGCUGUCCAAUGUCAAGGUCCAGGGUGACGACAGCUCCUCCGGGGGCAGUGGCAGCUCGGGCUCCUCCAGUGUCAACAUCAUCAACACAGCCAGUGGCCAGCAGCUGGCCGUGCACAGCAUUGCCGGCAUGCAGCAGCAGGUGCAACAGGUGACCACCAGUACGCCUCUGCUGGUGGCCACGCCCUCGCGCAACAAUGUGCAGCCGCAACAGCAGCAGCUGGUGACGCAGCAGCCUUUCGUGUGGCGUCAGGUAAGCGGUACGAACACGGCGGUGGCCACCACAGCGGUGCUCACCACCACGGUGGACUCCUCGCCGAAGGCGGUAACCAAUCAGAUUGUCUGGACCCGCCCGGCCACCCAGAAAAGGCAGCUCAACGGACCAGAGAAUACAGACGUCAACAAACUCCUGCUCAAUCGGAGAUUCCUGCGCAAGCAACAGUUGCAGCAACAGCAGAUCCAGCUGACCAAGCAGCAGAUCCAACAAUUGGUGCAGCACGAGGAACUGGAUGAACUGGUGGCCACGACGACGGGUAAUAGCGGCGAUCAGAUGGACACGGGCGAUCAGAUGCAGCAGCAGCAGCAGCAGCAGAAGCUCAGCAAGGUGAUCAAGAUGUCGCAGUUGCCGCUGCUCGUGUCGGAUGUCAAUCUGCAACAGCAACAAGCAGGUUCUGGUCAAGUGCAGCAGCAACAACUGAAGCCCAAUUCGGCGGCAGCGAUAGCGGCCAAUCACAACUACAGCCUGCAUCCCGCUUCGACGGCCAUCAUCACCACGCAGGCGACACCGCAGCAGGCCAACAAGAUCUUCCUGACCAGCAGCAACAGUAGUGGCGGCGGAUCCGCUGGCAACUUCACCAUCGCCUUGACCAGCGAACUGCAAGCGGCGGCGGCGGCCAAUCAAAAGCUUCACUACAAGGAGCUGCCCAACUCCAACCUCAAGCUGAACUUUGUGAGCAGCGCGGGGGCGGGCGAGCAGGCGCAGCAGGUGGGCGCCACCACGGUGCUGCUGAACAAAUCGCAACAGCAGCAGCAACAACAGCAACACCAGAAGCUGAAAACACUGGCCACCACGGGCAACUCACAAACUGGCCAGGGCGAUAAGCGUGUGCUGUACACCAGUCUGCUGAAUGUGAAGCCGCUUCAGAAGAACAACAGCGGACAGAUGCAGAUGCAACUGGGUCCGGGUGGAUUGCAGCAGGUGCUCCGAGGGCGUCUCAACAACUCGGCCAUCAUAACGAGAACGCUGCCGCUGGGCACCACUGUGAAUAGUACGGGUGGAGCCGUGGGACCUACCACCACCACCAUUAGGCAGUUGGUGGCCACGAAUGCCAAUAAUGUGAACACCCAGGAUGGCAGUCUGCUGAGUGCCAAGGAGGUGGGCAAAGCUCUGACCGUGGAGCAGGUGAUUGCCAGUGCUAACAACGGAGGAGUGGUGCUGCCUACCAGCAACAACAACAACAAUAAUAAUAACAACAAUGGCAGUGGAGCGGGCGGAAACGGAGGAGGAGGAGGAUCUGUGAGCAGCGGUGUGAAUGCCACGGUAGCUGGCGGCGGCAGCGGCGGAGGAGGAGGAGGAGCCACUGGCACGGGAGCAGGGGGAGUGGGUGUGACGUCCACCAUCAACAGAUGAGACGCGGACGGAAGCGGCAGCAGCAGCUAACAUCGAGCGCAAUCCCCAUUGCAUCUGCCCAGCGGCACUUCGCUCAGUUUGGCAGCAACGGAAAGCAGCGAGAA